CAGUUCUCUCUUCGCAGUGAUGUUGAUUGAAAGCCUGGGCGGGUGCCUAGGGUCGCCAGCCUCUGGGUCCACCCCUGACUGACCACGCAAGAAAACAAAAAUGGGUUCGCUUGUCUUUAAAAAAAAAAAUGGGUUCACUUGUCUGCAUCUGCAAGAAUAUGCUGCGUUCACUUUUUUUAAGGCAAACCACUUGAGGGGUUUACAUACACGCCGUGCCCAAAUGGCUAAUACUGUGGAUUUAAUACUAUAGUUGAGUGCAAAUCUUUGAUCUGAUAUACUUGUUAGAUUUAUAAAAAAAUUCCCCUACUAAUUAUCUAAUUUAUUUUAAGAUUCAUAAUAAUGUUCCAAAAAAUGGUGCCAAAGCACACCCAGCAAAAAUUAUGGUGUAGUUUAUCCGCUGUUGCAAGAACCACGUGCUAAAACAUCGUUGUGGAUUUGUUAUCUGCCGAAAAUGCGAAGCGAGAAUUGUGGUGGAAGCACACGCAUGCCAAGCCCACUGGUGAGAAACCUUUCCACCAGCUAUAGUUCCCCAUGUUCUUCACGGGUUGUAGGCUUUUCUUUCUCAGUUCUCUGUGUGACUACGUCUGUUUCAACUCUCUGCAUCUGCAAGCAGGUCUCUUUUGCCAGGUUAUCACAGAGCACAUGACCUUGUAUACGUGUUUAUUUAAGUCUAAAAUGGAAAUUCAGGGAUGAAUUUUCUACCGCUGUCCUACUCGGCAGAAUUUAAAUUGGAAAAUUUAAACACACGCAUGGUUCAGCGACUGAACUUGUGAUCCUGACAAGAUGACAAUGCAGUUAGUUCUUGCACGAUUUGACGAUAAGAGGGGGCCAUAAAAUAUGCAGGUCUGCAACUCUGCAUACUACCUGUAAACCACAUCUUUCAGUAGUGCACGAUCCACUAGCUACUCCACUACGAUCACCAAAUGGCUAUAGUAAAUGGAUGAUAGGGAGUAGCACAAGCUCAAUGACGCUAUAUAACGAGCUAUCAGAUCACAAAGGACUGCCACAAUCAGAAUUGUUCCUGACCGAUAAAUCGCACUGAUCAGAGGUUCAGAGAGCUGACCAUGGCAGCAUCAGAAAUGGCGGCUCUUCUCUUUCUGUUCACUGCUCUGAUUCUGCUGAGAAGUUCCUUUGUUCAUAGCCAAGGGCUGCAGAUCGGAUUCUACGACUCCUACUGUCCUGACGCCGAGGAUAUCGUGAGGUCGACUGUCGAGCAGUACUACGUCAAGGAUGCCACCAUCGCCCCAGCCCUGCUCAGACUCCAUUUCCACGACUGCUUCGUUCAGGGGUGCGAUGCAUCGGUCUUGAUCUCUGGAGCGUCCUCCGAAAGGAGUGCGCCGCAGAAUUUUGGUCUGAGGGGGUUUGAGGUGAUAGAUGACGCUAAAUCUCAGCUGGAAGCCGUGUGCCCUGGGGUGGUGUCCUGCGCUGAUAUACUGGCUCUCGCCGCACGUGAUACUGUUGAUCUGACUGGUGGACCAAGCUGGUCAGUGCCACUGGGGAGAAGGGACGGCAGAAUUUCACUAGCUUCUGGUGCUAAUGCCUUGCCUUCUCCUGCCGAUCCUGUAUCUGUUCAGAGACAGAAGUUUGCUGACCAGGGCCUGUCAGACCAUGAUCUCGUAACUGAUGCCCAUCACCGCGCCCACACUAUCGGGCAGACGGACUGCCAGUUCUUCAGCUACCGUCUGUUCAACUUCACGGCGACGGGCAACGCGGACCCGACCAUCAGCCAGGCGUUCCUGCCGCAGCUCCGGGCGUUGUGCCCGCCCGGCGGCGACCCGGGGCGGCGGGUGGCGCUGGACAAGGACAGCCCCGGCGUGUUCGACGUGAGCUUCUUCAAGAACGUCCGGGACGGGAGCCCUGUAACAUCUAGCCUCGCGGACAGUCCGCUAUGGAGCGGCGGACGGUCCGUCAGGCAACACCCAAAUAUAUUUAUCUGGAUGUAGAACCCGCCUGUCAUAUCCUCCUCUUCCCUCCUCACGUCGACCAGAGACCAGCGGAGCUCUAGGGAGCGACGGACGGUCCGCCAGCCAAUACCCAGAUAUAUUUAUUUGAAUAUAGGACCCGCCUGUCA
Molecule: messenger RNA, 2071 nt
Organism: Panicum virgatum (switchgrass)
Lineage: Eukaryota; Viridiplantae; Streptophyta; Magnoliopsida; Poales; Poaceae
Product: peroxidase 25-like
Exons: 5
Coding region: 1065-1943 (292 amino acids)
Biological process (GO): response to oxidative stress; hydrogen peroxide catabolic process
Cellular component (GO): plasmodesma; plant-type cell wall
Molecular function (GO): peroxidase activity; heme binding
Source: RefSeq, a predicted model, not a curated record